CUGCCUCUGCACCACCCCCUUGUUUUCCCCACAGCAACAGGAAAACUGGAGGCCAAAGAGAGCGGCCACAUUCUGUAGGAGAGGAAGGACUCAGAAGUCCAGCAGUACAGUAAGAACAAAGAAGGACACUAAAGGCAAAGGAAUGAGCAAGAAUCAGAAAGAAGUGAAGAAAAUCCAGUCAGUCUAUCUGCAGAACCUGGAGAAAGUGAACCAGGGGAUAAAGCCGGACAAAAAAAGUUGGAAACCUAAGGAAGGAGACUUUGCUGUGCAAACAGCAAUGGAAAAGCCGCGACAGCCUCCCAUAGCUGGACAAGUGGCUAAAAGCUCGGCUCACAGAAUCAGCAGAGACCUGACUUGCUCCAUCUGUUUGGAUCUUUUCAAGCAGCCGGUAUCCUUGCCCUGUGAUCACACCUUUUGCCAGGGUUGCAUUGAGGGUUACUGGGCAGGGCCACGGGGCACCGGGCAAGGUGGAGCCGGCUCCUGCCCUCAGUGCAGGAAGGUGUAUCCCGGACCGAGCUACAGACCCAACCGUAUAGUGGCCAACAUAGUGGAGAGUUACUGUCAGGGUCUGGAGGAGAGCGGGACUGGACCCUGCCUGCCAGAUGCCGGGGUGCCAGAGAGGGCUCCUGCACCGGUUGCACGCUGUAGCCGACACAGGGAGGAGCUGAAACUGUACUGUGAGGAGGACCAGGAGCUGGUGUGUCUGGUGUGUGGCAUCUCCCAGGAGCACAGAAGUCACACCAUGGUGUGUGUCCAGGAGGCAGAACAGAAGUACAGGGCAUCUCUGCACAGCUCAAUGGACUCUUUAAAAGCUGAGCUCAACAUAGCGCUGCAGUGUGACAGAGAAGCUGAAGACGAGGUCAAGAAGCUGAAGGAGCACACCGCUGAUCUGAAGCAGCGCAUCGAAGCCCAGUUCAGCGACCUGCACCAGUUCCUCUACCAGGAGGAGAAACUGCUGCAGGUGAAGCUGAAGACGGAGGAGCGAAGAGAGCUGAUUCGCCUGGAUGAGCACAAGGCCCUGCUGUGCGUGGAGAUCUCGCGUCUGCAGAGGGCCGUCCAUGAGAUAGAGGACAAACUAAAAGAGCAGGACCCAUUCACUCUGCUCCGGAGCAUCAAAGCACUUCUCCAGAGGCCUCCACUCAAGUUUGAGAAACCCGUGUUUACACCGCCCAGUCUGUGUGAGGGCCGGUUUGCAGGGCCCCUACAGUACAGAGUGUGGAAAUCUAUGAAAGGAAGCAUCUAUCCAGUUCCAGCUUCCAUUACAUUUAACUCCAGCACGGCCAACCCCUGGCUCAGUCUGACUUCCUCCCUCACCUGCGUUCGAUACCAGAACUUUAACCACACUGUGGAGGACAAUCCCAACAGGUUUAAUGCCGCCCUGUCGCUGCUGGGUAGCCAGGGCUUCACCCACGGGCGCCACUACUGGGAGAUUGAGGUCUACAGCAGCACAGUCUGGACUGUGGGGGUAGCCCGGGAGUCAGUACCCAGAAAGGGAGUCAUCAAAGCCCUUCCAGCUAACGGCUUCUGGACUAUCUCUCUCUCUUAUGGGAUUCAGUACAUGGCGGGUACGUCCCCUCCAACUGUCCUGUCACUGGAGGAGCCACUGGCCAGGAUCGGUGUGUACGUGGACUACAAGAGGGGCCUGGUGUCCUUCUACAACGCAGAGAGCAUGACACACCUGUACACCUUCAGGGAGACCUUCACUGAAACACUGUAUCCUUAUUUCAACUUGGGCUUCCUGGACAAAGUGCAUGAAAAUGAGCCUCUCAAAGUUUUCUUACCAAAGAUUUAACUGCUGUGAAAAAAAGAGGACAAAGGGUCAAACAGUUACCAAAAAUGACUAGAUAUGCAAAAAAAAAAAUCAUAUGUGAAUAAAAAAGGUUCCUACUGUACAGAUUUGAAACUGUGCACAUGCACUGUGCAGUUUAUCUCAUCAGAAAUCAGAAACACGUGUAUCUAAGCUUUGCUGAGUUUGCAGACUAUGAAUCUACUGUCAACCAUUUCAUUUCAGAGAAGCUGUGCUUCGGUGAAGAAUGUGAAACUGUCUGGUUAUCUGACUGUAGUGACAUUAUUGUAAUGUGCUGUUAUGUAAUCUUCUUUAUGCAUGGUUCAUUAAUUCAUUCAGUACUUUGUUUUUUACUCUGUAAAUAACUGACAUCCUGAAUUAUACUGGAGUCACAACACUUGAUGAUGUGAUGCAUUCAAGGAUCAUGGAGAAACUUUUUAUUUCAUCAUAGCAAACAUUAGGUUUGCACAUACUUAAAUAAAAAUCAAUUUAAAUCA
This is a messenger RNA of Pelmatolapia mariae (spotted tilapia), 2283 nucleotides long. RefSeq names its product tripartite motif containing 69 (gene trim69). Bases 143 to 1792 code for a protein of 549 amino acids. The transcript has 6 exons. Gene Ontology annotation, molecular function: ubiquitin protein ligase activity; protein binding; zinc ion binding. The record is from RefSeq and is a predicted model, not a curated record. Gene Ontology annotation, biological process: protein ubiquitination. Gene Ontology annotation, cellular component: cytoplasm. Lineage: Eukaryota; Metazoa; Chordata; Actinopteri; Cichliformes; Cichlidae.